CGCCCCUGGCUCCUCAAGAAGCUUCUACCCAGUUUCCAGGGCCUGGGUGGCUCAGCUUGGAGGUUCCCGUGACAUCUGUUGAAAGGCCCUAGGGUCACUGCAUUUCCUCCUGGGGGUGACUUGGCAGUGAUAUGUUCUAUUUCCUCACUUCUGCAAUUGCCAGAUGACAGCAUAGAGGCUGGAACUAGGGUCCAGACCCAGAGAGACACCAAGACUUACAGCUUAGCCACUGGCCCUGCCACAGAUUGCGGAUUAAUAUACUGAUCCUGUGGGUUUGUGGAGAGGAUGAAGUAAGAAGCUGGAUCUUGCUAAGUUGCUGAGGCUGGUCUUGAAUUUGUGAUUUUCCUGCCACUCUCCCAAAUCACUAGGCUUAUUGGUGAGUGUCACUACUGCAUCUGGCACAAACGGUAAUUUCUUAAAGGCACAGCCAGGACCCUAUGAUCAGCUGACCCUUCCAACCCAGAGCAAUGGAACCAAAUGGCUCCUCCCAUGUGGAUUCUGAGUUUCGAUACAUUCUCUUCCCAAUUGUAUACAGCAUCAUCUUUGUGAUGGGGGUCAUCGCCAAUGGCUAUGUGCUAUGGGUCUUUGCCCGCUUGUAUCCUUCCAAGAAACUAAAUGAGAUAAAGAUCUUCAUGGUGAACCUCACUGUGGCCGACUUGCUCUUCCUGAUCACGCUGCCACUGUGGAUUACCUACUACUACAACCAGGGCAACUGGAUUCUACCCAAAUUCCUGUGCAAUCUAGCUGGCUGCUUCUUCUUCAUCAACACCUACUGCUCCGUGGCCUUCCUUGGGGUCAUCACUUAUAAUCGUUUCCAGGCAGUCACACGGCCCAUCAAGACUGCUCAGGCCACCACCCGCAAGCGUGGCAUUUAUUUGUCCCUGGUCAUUUGGGUGGCUAUUGUGGCUGCUGCAUCCUACUUCCUUGUCCUGGACUCCACCAACACAGUGACUGAUAAGGCCAGCACAGGCAACAUCACCCGCUGCUUUGAGCAUUAUGAGAAGGGCAGCGUGCCGGUCCUUGUCAUCCACAUCUUCAUAGUGUUCAGCUUCUUCCUGGUCUUCCUCAUCAUCCUCUUCUGCAACCUGAUCAUUAUCCGCACGCUACUCAUGCAGCCGGUGCAACAGAAGCAUAAUGCUGAAGUCAGGCGCCGGGCACUGUGGAUGGUUUGCACGGUCUUGGCAGUGUUCAUCAUCUGCUUUGUGCCCCACCAUGUGGUGCAGCUGCCUUGGACCCUGGCUGAGUUGGGCUUCCAGAACAGCAACUUCCACCAGGCUAUUAAUGAUGCACAUCAGGUCACCCUCUGCCUCCUUAGCACCAACUGUGUCUUAGACCCUGUCAUCUACUGUUUCCUUACCAAGAAGUUCCGCAAACACCUCACUGAACAGUUUUACAGUAUGCGCAGCAGCCGGAAAUGCUCCCGGGCCACCACUGACACAGGAACUGAAGUGGUCGUGCCAAUCAACCAUAUCUCUGUCAAUUCCCUCAAAAAUUAGUCCCUGCUUGUUGGGGUCAGGCCCCAAAUCUUCUCUUCCAUAGACUUCCUGGAUUGAGUUGGAGGAAGAAGGGAUAUCUGCUGUGGUCACCUAGACCCUGGGAGUGGCAGACCAUUAAGCUUGGAGGAAACCUCACUUAGGCAGGGAUCACAGCAGCCCAGGACUGUUGGAAAAGCCAGAGCCAGAACGAGCUCCUCAUACACUUUUGUGCAUAUACCAUGCUAACUGGCUGAUGAACUUCUCCUGCGCCUCUGAGUCCGAUGGAUGGGUCUAGGAGGAGUAUCAGGGGCAGGUACAGACUUUGGGGGCAGAGUCAGAGCUGCCCAGUUCUCCCCACUGGGGCAACAGCCGAAAACUUUGGCAAUGACUCCCAAGUGCUAAAGAGGAAAGUGGGUAUUUGGGAAAGGGACUGUCUCUUGGGGCAGAGCUUGAUGUAGGAUGUGCCAUCCUCUUUCCAACCUCAGGCACAAGGCCUUCAUGACACUUCUCAGGGGAAGUGGCUCAGUGCAAUCUUCUGAUUAACCCAGCAGCCUGUGUCUCAAAUGGCAACCAGAGAAGAUAAAAUAUGAACAAUAAAAAACUAGAACGGGAGCCUGUUUCCUGAGGUGUAUAUGUCUCUCUGCACAGGCCUCACCUCAGGCCUGGCUCAGCUCUGAAUGAGUGGGAGAAAGAUGGCUACCUCAUUCAUCUUUCUGUCUCAACAACAGCCCCUGAUUAAGUACCUUCUGUGGAGCAGCCACCCACACAAAAUUUGGGUUUGUCCAGGUCAGGGCACCUUGACGUCCAGAAGUUUCUGUUGGAACAGCACUUAGGAUAGGAAGAGCCUGAGGCUUCUGCAUGAGAGGAGCCUGUUUGCUCUCUGGGAAGUCCCUCCUAACCAAGCCUCUAGGAGGUGGAAGGGACAAUUACAGUCCUAAGGGAUGGCAGGUGUCAGAUUCUCUUGAGGAUCUCUGGAUACCUGCUUUUGAUUUUUGGCAAGUAUAUUCCAAUGAUACUCAUCUCUUAUCCUGAGACAAAUACCUGCUGUGUGAACCUGGUGGCCUUAGAUUCAAGGGAUUGAAGGAGGCGUCUCUGGAUUUCAGAGCCCUGUACUCCUGAGGAAUCUUCAUUCUUUAAAGUCAGUGUUCCCUUGAAGCUGGAACUGACUCUUGUUUCUGCUUUGCUAGGCAAGCACUGGCUUGCUGGUUUUGAUAAAUGUCUCCCAUUUAGUCAGUCACCUACUUAGGUCUGGUAUGGUAGCUCUGGACUGGACCUAGCUGAGGUGACCAGGUGGCCAACACAGGAUACUGGAACUUUGGUAUCAUAUAGACCCAGGUUCAGUCUUGGCUUUGCUACUUCCUGCCAAGGAACCAGGAAGUCUAUUUUCUACCUUUUCGUGUUAUUACCUGUGGGGUAAACCCUACCUUGUUGGGUUGUUGUGAGCAGUGAGUAUUGAGGCAGUCACUCCUUGAUCAGGGUGACUGCUUAUACCAGAGUCACCCCUUUUUUGAGAAUUUGAUCCCCUCAGUUCUCCUGAUGGAGCUGAAAGGAUGAGAGGUGGGCGUUAGAUUCAGGGAUGCUGUUUCAGGCUUUGCAGGAAGACAUGCAAACCCUGAAGCUGUGAAUUUGUCUAUGUGUUUGUGUGUGCAGGGCCUGAGGUGACCACUGUGGGAGUGUAGUAUAGAAAAUAGCUCCUCUCUGAGAGAAGAUGUGCAGAGCAAAGACCAUAGAGAAACCACAGGAUCCUGAAGGGAAGAGGGGACAGUGCUCCCAGGGGCCUACUGGUUCUCCUCUGUACUCCUUCCUUUGGGUCCUAUGAGAGUCCCUUGUCAGGAUAUCUUCUCUUAUCUUGCUUAAUCUGAUUUGAAUAGGGUCUGUUACUUGCAACCAAAAAAGUCCCAAAUGAAGUAAAUGUUUAUAUGCUACUGCACAGUGUUUCCUGAAUGUCAGUCAUUUGCCUAUCGUGUUGGCAAUGUUUGCAGUAUUAAUGUAUCACCUGGGUGUUUACUUAAUAAAUAUUUUCUUGCAGUCAA
Sciurus carolinensis (gray squirrel) is the source of this 3508-nucleotide messenger RNA. It is a transcript of the gene Ptafr, whose product is annotated as platelet activating factor receptor. The coding region runs from base 468 to 1496 and encodes 342 amino acids. Gene Ontology annotation, molecular function: G protein-coupled purinergic nucleotide receptor activity; platelet activating factor receptor activity. The record is from RefSeq and is a predicted model, not a curated record. The transcript has 4 exons. NCBI's taxonomy places the organism in Eukaryota, Metazoa, Chordata, Mammalia, Rodentia, Sciuridae. Gene Ontology annotation, cellular component: membrane. Gene Ontology annotation, biological process: G protein-coupled receptor signaling pathway; chemotaxis.